CCGCGGGGAACUUAGUGAUGGGUGGAGGAAACUUUGAAAAUUGGAUGCUGCAGACUCGGUGCUUCUUUUUUUCCAAUCUGGAGUCAUGAGCAGCAGGAAACUAAGACGAGUGGGUUUAUCACAGGAACUAUGUGACCGUCUGAACAGACAUCAGAUUGUUACCUGUCGGGACUUUUUAUGUCUUUCCCCACUGGAGCUUAUGAAGAUCACUGGCCUCAGUUAUCGAGGCGUCCAUGAACUUCUGCGUGUGGUCAGCAGGGCCUGUGCCCCACAGAUGCAAACGGCCUACGAGAUAAAGGCACACAGGGCUGCUGCCGUCUCGCCUGCGUUCCUACCCACAGCCCUCUCUGCACUGGAUGAAGCCCUGCACGGCGGUGUGGCUUGCGGGUCCCUCACAGAGAUUACAGGUCCACCAGGUUGUGGAAAAACUCAGUUUUGUAUAAUGAUGAGUGUCUUGGCCACCUUGCCCACCAGCAUGGGGGGAUUAGACGGAGCCGUUGUGUACAUCGACACAGAAUCAGCGUUUAGUGCUGAAAGACUGAUUGAGAUAGCAGAAUCUCGUUUCCCCAGAUAUUUUAACACUGAGGAAAAAUUACUUUUGACAAGCAGUAAAGUUUAUCUUUAUCGGGAACUCAGCUGUGAUGAAGUUCUUCGCAGGAUUGAAUCCUUAGAAGAAGAAAUUAUUUCAAAAGGAGUUAAACUUGUGAUUAUUGAUUCUGUUGCAUCUGUGGUAAGAAAGGAGUUUGACACACAACUUCAGGGCAACAUGAGAGAAAGGAACAAGUUCUUGGCAAGAGAAGCAGCAUCCUUGAAAUAUUUGGCUGAGGAAUUUUCAAUCCCAGUUAUCUUGACGAAUCAAAUUACAACCCAUCUGAGCAGAGCGCUAGCUUCUCAGGCAGACCUGGUGUCUCCAGCUGAUGAUUUGUCCCUGUCUGAAGAAAAGCUGUUCCAGAUGAUCCUUUGUCGGGCAUUCUGCUAAAUCUGGAUGAAAAGACAGAAUGUCCCUAUAAGGACUCAGAACUAAGUCCUCUUUAGAUUCUGCUCACUAGAGUUGAUUUGCUCACCGGUGCUAAGAAAAUUAAGAUUACGAGGCCGUAUUCCUUUAUCUGGCAUUAACUUGGACAAGCCACCUCACUGAUUGGACCAGUACAGAAGUCCCCUGUUUACUCUAAAACAGCAGUUUGAAGACAUAUCCUACUGAUAGCUUCCUGGGACAUGAAGGUGGCAUGGUUGGAGCUGAAAGGACUCGUGGGGACAAGUGGAGAAAAGGAAUCGCCAUCAUGUGACUGGCCCGCUGGGCCCAGCCCUGCCGGUCUCUGACUUGGACCGCUGCCCUUCCAGACAUCGGCCUUGUUCACAUUCAUUAUGGUCGUUUAGUUUACACUGAUCCGUGUCCAGAUAAGAAACCAAAUUGGGGGAAAAUCAUUAGUUCUUAAUUUGCUCUUAAAUUUUUCUCCAUUGGAAAGAACCAGUGCCUCCUGUCAUUUGGUGCUAAUUCCCCUUUAGUAUUUUCAUGCCUUUGGAUACCUGUGAGCUGGACCCUCAUUAAGCAGGAUGGGAAUAUAUUGUGCAAGUCAUUAGUUAGCUUUUCAAAGUAGCAACCGAAAGAUUAUGGCGUCUCUCAUUUUCACUUUUUCAGAAUCACUAGCUAGUGGAUCCGUGGUUCUCAUUCCUGGGCGAUGUGGCCGUUCCGGGGACAUUUGGCAAUAUCAUUUUGGUUGCUAACCAGAGGGAAAUGCCACUGGCCUUCUACCCAGGGACACCGCUAAGCAGCCUACAAUGCAGAAGAAGCCCCCACAAGCAAGACUCAUCCAGCUCAAACUGCCGACAGUGCUGAGGUUAAGAACCCUCUGCUGUAAACGCAGCCCAGAUAUACACACUGGAGGAAGGUCACCAAACUAGAUGUCAGUCAGUUACCAGCUUCACUCCUUCAGGCUGCUGCCCUCUUUCAACAAGGGGUCGUGCCUGGCUACUUCCCAUGACAGGCGGCUGACCCUUAGGCUUGGAAAGUGGGUUCCACAAUGAACUUCCACUUUCAGGAAGAUUGUUUCUGUUUCCCUUACAAUGUUACUCUCCACACUCUCUGUUCAAGUUUCCCACCAGUUCAUUUUGUUGCCCCUUAUUAUCAGGCAUGUGAUCAGAGAAGAAUAUAAAUAUUUCCCCAAACAUCCUUUGGUCUAAAGUUGACCCUGCCAGCUGGUGAGCGGCAAAUUCUUACGGCUGAGCUCUUAUUCUCGGUGUCAUUGCCAUGGCACUGUUCUAAGAAGACAGAGGUCGUGGGCAGGUAGUGCCCACGAGGGUCACUGGGUGGGGAAGUUUAGGGGGGUGCGUGAGAAUGAGGAGUAGACCUCCACUCACAGGCUGCUCUCUCAGUAUCCCUGCCUGGGUGCACAUCCUGUUGGCUCCUUCAGCAGUCACUUAAGUGUCUUCGCAUUAGUCAGCUUUUCACCUUGCAAAAGCAAAACCCACUUGCAUCAAUGGAGUUUAACCUAAUUUUUAAGGUUUUGUAUGACUAUAUCGAAUGAAAUAACGAGGUAGAAUAGGGGAAAAAUAAACCUGCAUGAAUCGGGAAUCCUCUUAAACCUCCUUUUUUCCCGGAAAGUCUUCUGUUGUUUACAUGGUUAGAAUUUUAUUAUGAAAGAGACUUCUAUUAUUUUUAAAAAAUGAACCAAUUUUCAAAAGUUUCAGGCAGGAUUUUCCCGUAGAGCUCUGUCCUGGCUGACCUCGGUGCUAGGUGAGCCUCCGAGCAGCUGGCGCGGUAAUGCCACCUGGAAAGAACCACCAUUGGAAAAGCAGCAGAGCAGCCCCUGGAAGAGGCACAGGGUGGCAGGUGACUUGUGAAGCUGUGGUUUGCCCCCCAGGGCGGCGAGACUGACGUGUCCACCCUACGCAUGCACUAGAUCACUUACUCCUGGUGGUUAGUGCCUGUGAAGGAACCCACUCCACAGCUUAGAGUUCUGACUACAGAAAACUUGUUUCAGGGUCAGAGUAAAGGUUCCCUCUUU
Artibeus jamaicensis (Jamaican fruit-eating bat) is the source of this 3005-nucleotide messenger RNA. RefSeq names its product RAD51 paralog B (gene RAD51B). The transcript is spliced from 9 exons. The coding region runs from base 86 to 979 and encodes 297 amino acids. Gene Ontology annotation, cellular component: Rad51B-Rad51C-Rad51D-XRCC2 complex. Gene Ontology annotation, molecular function: DNA binding; ATP binding; ATP hydrolysis activity. Lineage: Eukaryota; Metazoa; Chordata; Mammalia; Chiroptera; Phyllostomidae. The record is from RefSeq and is a predicted model, not a curated record. Gene Ontology annotation, biological process: double-strand break repair via homologous recombination.